This is a messenger RNA of Pollicipes pollicipes, 1036 nucleotides long. RefSeq names its product olfaction protein geko (gene geko). The record is from RefSeq and is a predicted model, not a curated record. Lineage: Eukaryota; Metazoa; Arthropoda; Thecostraca; Pollicipedomorpha; Pollicipedidae. The transcript has 2 exons. The coding region runs from base 31 to 351 and encodes 106 amino acids.
CACACGUCUGUCUGCCCUCGCUGUGCAGCCAUGGCCUCCGCCUCCUCGUGGCGCCAGAGCAAGCCGGCCUGCAUGCAGCGUUUCAUCUGUGAAGUGCACAUGCAGGAAGACCACGAGCUGGCCAAGGCCGGCGACGUCGAGAAAAACGUUGCCAACACGCUAAGACGGUUCACCCUGGAGCUACCGGACAGCGCCGCCUACCAGUACACGUACGCGGCGCACAUGGGCCGGCUGAUGCGCGACUCGCCCAGUUCCAGCUGCCACGAGAUGUUCAGCUCGUGCCCCUUCAGCCGCGAGGACAUGCUACUGCUGAUGCAGUCGCUUACCGUCUCCAAACCUAGUCUGGCGUGAAGGGCGUCCGUUGGUCCACCCUGGGUCCGCCUGUCUGUGAAGCGCGUGUAGUGUUCGUCUUGCGACGCUUGAGAUGGGCCAAACUAGAAGUGAAGUUUCCGGGGCAGUUGCUAGCCCUGGGCCUCUUCCUCAACUCAGUUCUUCUUUCAUUUUCUUGAACUUUUUAGCCAGUUCCCUGAAGUUAUAUUGUUCAAACCGCUAGGAUGUACGUUUUUAGACAUGGUGAUUAAACGCUCGCUUAGCGCCUCACCAACUCAUCUCGCGGAACUGCGCCCUCGGGCCUAAGCCUAGCAAAAGUCAAGCGCUAAGAGGUUCCCCGGUGUUGGAUCGGUCGAACGCCAGACUGCAGACUGCCGAGUCUGAUGGGCGGUGAUAGGACGCUACCGAGUCUGAUGAGCGGUGAUAGGAUGCUUUUCGCUGGCUUUCGACCUCUAGUCAAGCCACCCAGUUGUAAUUCCCGUUCCAAGGAAUCCGGGGUGACGAGCUAAUGCAUGUGUAGUGUGUGUCCAGUCAGGCGGCCGGCCCGACGAACUGUGGCUCUGACCUGGACAGAUUUCAGUAAUCGGUAAAAGUCUCUGUCUUUUGAUGUUGAAGGCAGUUGUGCGUACAGGAUGCCUUAGCGGGUGUGGUGCAGGCGUAUGUGAAUGUGGUUCUGUGCUUUUCGUAUAAAUGCAUUCCACGAUAA